AUGGCUCGCCAGUUCAACCGUCCUUGUCAUUCGAAUUAUAGCUCCUCCCCUAACACCAGCAGCCCUCUAUCCCCAUUCCCUCGCGGCGAAACACCCAUCUCCUUCCGGCCAAAUGUGAACCGAGCAAAGACAAAGCGCUGGGUCGAAGCCAAGAAAUACUCCUACGAUGGAAAUGACUGGGGCGAGGACGAGUGGGAUGAGUAUGACGACGACCCAACACCGCCUGUACCACAACCCGCACCGCUGGCGAACCAAAGCACCGGCGAUAUCCCCAGUACACUCUUACGGAAUGCUCCCCGACCCCCGGCGACUGCGAUGGAUCGCUCACGAUCCAUGGAGCACGUAGCCACUCUAGGGGUAAACAGUGGGCCAGGUAGUCGAAGCCAGUCGACAGAGCGUACCGCGGGACAGAGCUCCAACAUUGCUAUGCCGAUUGUACGCCCAGCAGACAUCUACCGACGUAUGCCAGGGCAGCAAUCCGGACAGGAUGCACCUUCAGGGACGGGCCAUCCGAGUGAGAUUCCAACCGCUGUGGGUCUCUCCGCGACCACUGAAGCUGCGCCCAAGUCCAAUCUGUUAGAACGAGAAAUGAGCGGCGAUCACUUACCCCACCAAUCCCUGAGCGCUGAUGCGGAGGGAACUCCCACUCAGGAGAGACCGUCAGAGAGCUUGACAGUUCAGCACGACGCUUCGGUUCCUGGAUUGCCUGACGUCAAACGUCUGUCUGGGUUCGGUACCGAUUUUCUGGCAGGGUCAUCUAGCAGUCAGAAGGAUCAGAUCCCUAACCCUGAGGAAGACCAUCAGUUGCAGCAUAAUCCGUCUUUGGGAUACCGUUCGGUGGUACAUCACGCCUUUGAUGUACCGGAGACCCCAAGCACUACAGUCGAUAGUGUCGAACGGUCGAACAGCGGGAGCACGUCGGCCAUCAGCCCUAUCAUUGGUAGUCGUGCUUUCGCCUCGGAAGACAAAACCCCAACCAUUGUGGAAGAACCGGAAAGCACCUCUCCCCCCAAAGACUUUAAGAUCGGACAUCGUCGUGAUCUGAGCGUCCCGAGCCCAGGAAACAGUCCUUCGAGGCAACCGGUCAUCACCAACAACGACACCGUGUAUUCGUCUGCGUUGGCGGAAGUGACCACUAAUACGCCUGCUGACUCGUUCGGAGAAUACUCUCCCUCACACCAGACCGAUAGAUUCUCCACUCCAGGGCAGUCGCCCAUCAAGGAGGAAGAUCGACCGUCACCUCUUAACAUCAAUACGCAGCAGGUCGGAGAGGGCCGCGAGAAACAGAACGUACCUGUGAUUAUUCCAUCGUUGAGCACGGACGACUCACCGCAAGACACAGAAAGUGACAGACUCCGAAAGGAGAUUAUCCGUUCUCUAAGCCGGGAGAACACCCCAACCGACGACCUGGACCAGCAAGACCGAUCCAGACCUCAAACGGGUCGACAAGAUAGUCUGAUUCCUAGCGAAUACGAAAGAUACUGGAGCGAAGAAGCUGCUUCCGGCACCCAGGAGCAGUAUCAGCCAGUGGACCCUGCGCCGGCUCCAACUGCCUCUUCAGAAGUGUACUCUAGCAUUCCGGCUGCAUCUUCCACGGAGCAACAAAGCAGACCCAAGAUCAAGAGGCGGUUUUCUUGGGAAUCUUCAUCUUCUGACGACGCCACGCCAGUAACCGGCGCCCAGUCCCCUCCAGGCGUGGCUAUGCCUGGACAGUUCCCUAUGGCUACCCCACCGCCCGUGGCCGAGGAACAGGAGGAAAAGGGACCCGACAUGGGACUUACUCCUACGCCUGAGAAGCCGAAGCUUACCAUCAUCACGCCUUCGGCCAUUGAUUCUAGCAGUAUCUCUUCAGAUCGUCAUCUUCCAGAAGUGGUGGAUGCUGAGCCUAUGCGCGAUGUCUCUCCUCAUCCAGAGGCCCAGUCGCCGGUAAUCGACUACCGGAGUCCCGUGCCAGCGCCUACGGCGCCACCAUCCAUCGAAUCGAGUUUGUUGGGCUUCCGUGACAUUCUUGGAAUGAAGACAUCCGACGAGCGCGUGCAAGCGUUCAACCGCACGAGAGACCAGUUUGCUUCGAUCAACACGGGCUUGAACCACUGGAUUCAGGUGACGGUCCAAGCUCAUCCCGAGCAUACUGAUGUUGUCGAGCAGAGUUGGAGCCUGGCGAGUGCGGCGCCCAAGCCCAUGGCGGCUCGAGCGAAAUUCCCGAAGUUGCCAUCCCUGGGCACUUUCGGUGCAUCGCACCCGGAUGGUUCGCCAUCCGGCUCUGGCCAUGUUAGACGGCCAUCGGCGCCUCUGGGAGCGAUGAUGAACAAGCAACAGGUGGAGCAGCGUGGAAAGGACCUACUCCACACCGCUGGGGUCUUGGGAGGAAAGGCCGGUGAGGCUGCCAAGGGUCUCUUUGCGAAGGGCCGCAGUAAAUUCAAGGGAGGCAACGAAAAGGUAGAACCUUGA
Aspergillus terreus NIH2624 is the source of this 2451-nucleotide messenger RNA. RefSeq lists its product as uncharacterized. The record is from RefSeq and is a predicted model, not a curated record. The coding region runs from base 1 to 2451 and encodes 816 amino acids. The transcript is spliced from 2 exons. Lineage: Eukaryota; Fungi; Ascomycota; Eurotiomycetes; Eurotiales; Aspergillaceae.